AUGUGGGGCCGCGGGAAGCAGGGCGGGAAGGCGCGGGCCAAGGCCAACUCGCGCUCGUCGCGGGCCGGGCUGCAGUUCCCCGUGGGCCGCGUGCAUCCGCUGCGCGGCAGGGAGCGGGUGGGCGCCGGCGCCCCGGUGUACCUGGCGGCCGUGCUGGAGUACCUGACGGCCGAGAUCCUGGAGCUGGCGGGCAACGCGGCCCGCGACAACAAGAAGACGCGCAUCAUCCCCCGCCACCUGCACCUGCCCAUCCGCAACGACGAGGAGCUCAACAAGCUGCUGGGCAAGGUGACGAUCGCGCAGGGCGGGGUGCUGCCCAACAUCCAGGCCGUGCUGCUGCCCAAGAAGACCGACAGCCACAAGGCUAAAGCCAAGUAA
Nipponia nippon (crested ibis) is the source of this 378-nucleotide messenger RNA. Its product is annotated as histone H2A-IV. The record is from RefSeq and is a predicted model, not a curated record. Gene Ontology annotation, molecular function: protein heterodimerization activity; structural constituent of chromatin; DNA binding. NCBI's taxonomy places the organism in Eukaryota, Metazoa, Chordata, Aves, Pelecaniformes, Threskiornithidae. Gene Ontology annotation, cellular component: nucleosome.